Molecule: messenger RNA, 1992 nt
Organism: Rotaria sordida
Lineage: Eukaryota; Metazoa; Rotifera; Eurotatoria; Philodinida; Philodinidae
Source: the annotation of a GenBank genome assembly
AUGUCGACGUUAUUAUUUGAAGCUUGUGAAAAAAGUGAUAGUAAUCAAGUAGAGUUUCUAAUCGAUGCAAAAUAUAAUAUCAAUCAAUUAGAUAAACAAGGUCGUUCAGCACUUCAUUAUUGUUGUAAUAGUACAAUUACAGAUUGUGCUUACCUUUUAUUAAAAGAUGAUUUAAUAAAAAAUACUAUUCUUAAUUUACAAGAUAAUGAAGGUUGUUCAGCACUUCAUUUAGCUUGUAUGAAUGGCAAUGAAAUUAUGGUGAAAUUUUUAUGUGAACAAGGUGCAGAUGUUAAGUUACUUGACAAUAAAUCUCGUUCUGUUAUUCAUUGGAUAACAGUCUGUGGAUAUGUUCAUCUUUUUAAUAUUUUGAUUAAAUAUAAAGCACCUAUACAUAUACCUGAUAUUCAUGGUGCUUUUCCUAUUCAUUAUGCAUCACAAUUAGGUGGUAAUAUUUCGGUAAAUAAAGAUUUUAAAAUUGAUUCAGGCAAAGGUUUGGCUAUUUUACAAAAAAUUAUUGAUUAUAGAGUAGACAUUGAUUGUGUUGAUGAACAACAACGAACACCGUUUAUGUGGGCUGCUAGUGCAGGUACAAUUGAUCAAUUACGUUUAUUAUAUAAAUAUGGUGCCAAUCAAUUACAUGUUGAUAAAAAUUCUCUGACUGCACUUCAUUGUGCAGCAAAUCAUGGUCAUGUUUCUUGUAUUCAUAUGUUAGUCGAACAUUGUAAAUGUCCAAUAGAAGAUUAUUUAGGUGAAGAUAUUAAUGGUUGUACAGCUUUAUUUUAUACUAUUAUGUAUAAUCAUUCAAAUGCAUGUAAAUUAUUACUUGAUUUAAAAUCAAAUCCUAAUCAUAAAGAUAAACGUGGUCGAACUCCAAGUCAUUAUGCAAUAUGUAAUGGAAAUCUUGAUUGUUUAAAAUAUUUAAUUAAAUCUAAUGCUAAUAUAUGGAUAAAAAAUAAACGUGGUGAUUAUCCAAUACAUGAAGUAAUAAAUAUUCUUUCACUUAAAAAAGUUCAUAAUCAAACAAUUGAAUAUUCAAAAAUUUUCGCUGUUAUUCGAUAUAUUUUUCUAAUAUAUCCAAAGAAGAUUAAUAUUCAAAAUGAUGAACAUCGAACUCCUCUUCAUUUAGCAGCUAGUUUAGGUGAUAUUGAUACAUGUCAAAUUUUAAUUGAAUGUGGAGCAAGAAUUAAUUCGUUUAUGCGAAAUUCAUCUGGUGAUUAUUUAACUCCGUAUGACCUUGCUCGUAAUUGUCAUCAAAAUGUAUGUGCUCAAUAUCUUCUUUAUAAACAUGGAGGUCAAUGUGGUAAUUUACUUGCUAACAUUUUUGUUCGACGUAUUCAAAAGUAUUAUCAUCAAUAUAAAUUACAAAAAGAUGCAUUAAUUACUAAACAGAAAAAUUCUGAUUAUAAAAUAAAAAAUGAUUCAUUGAAGAAACCAAUUAAUUAUUCAUUAAAUUUAUCAACAAAUUUAAAACCGAAUUUAUCAAAACAAACAAAAACACAUUUAGAUAAUAAAAAUUUGCCUAAUUGUCCAAGAUCUCAUUCAUUAAGUCUUCAAUCAUCAGUGACAAAUACUUCUAAAUCAAAUGAAAAUCAUGUACAAGAACGUCGUCGUAAUUUUGCUAAAUCAAAAACAACAAAAACUUCAAUAAAUCAGAGUGAUGAUUCAAAAUUGGAUUCAUCUAAUAAAAUUAUAAUACAUACAUCACAUUCAACUACAACAUAUACGAAAUUAUGUGAUCGACGUAAAAUAAUUGUCGAAGAAUUACAUAAAUUAAAACAAGCACGAACACAUAAUAAUUAUAUAGUUAUUAAUCGAUCAUUAUAUAAAAUUUUAAUUGAAAAUGCUUAUAAUCCACAAAAUCGAUCUAUUGAUGAAAUUGAAAAAUAUCUUGAAACAUUAGUCACAUCUUAUGAUACAGAAUUAGAAGUUAUGAGAAAACGUACUAGUAGUUUACCACCCAAACAAAAUCGUCGUACUUCAAUUAUGUUUUAA